Messenger RNA from Medioppia subpectinata, 972 nucleotides. Lineage: Eukaryota; Metazoa; Arthropoda; Arachnida; Sarcoptiformes; Oppiidae. The record is from the annotation of a GenBank genome assembly.
AUGAGUGAAAGCGGAGACCAAAAGAGUGAUCACAAAAAGCGUAAACUCGAUGAAAGUGUUGGACACGAGAAGAAGACAAUGAGUGACAUAACGUUAGAUCAGUUUGAGUUCACACGAGUGCUGAACGAGAGAAGUGGCAGCAAAUGGAUUGCCAUCGAAGCCAAACACGUGGACCAGAAAGCGGUGAUCAUUCUCGAGAAGAUGGCAUUCAAUGAAUCCAAUGUCAAACAAAUACUCAAAGACACGGACCAGUCGUCGGACCUGAGGCUCGACUUCCAGAACGAUAUUUACGGCAAUUAUUUGGCGUUUCCAAGAAGUGAAUUGAAUGGCAUUAAGACAACGAUCAUAUAUCCGGCCACUGAUCGACACAUUCACAAACACUUGCGCCAAGAGUUUGCUGUUGUGUUGGAAACGUCUCUACUGUACGAAGAGGUGACACAACCACACAUUGAAAGCCAAAGCCAACAAUUAUCACUCCAAUGGGUCCACAAUAUAUUGGACCACAAAUCAGAGACCGAGAGAAUAGUUUGCGACGUCGAGGACCCGGAGAUUGGUUUUGUUUUAUUGCCGGACAUGAAAUGGGACGGCAUUGCUGUCGAGUCUCUCUAUUUGGUGGCCAUUAGUCGCAAAGCCGGCAUCAGAUCCCUAAGAGAUCUCAACGAAACACAUUUACCGCUUCUCAACAAUAUUCAGACAAAGGGUUGCGAAGCCAUUGAGAAGAAGUAUGGAGUGACCAGAGAUCAGCUGAGAAUUUACAUCCAUUACCAGCCGUCAUACUAUCACUUCCACAUCCACUUCACGGCAUUGGCCAAUGAAGAGACCGGUUUUGUGGAGCGAAUACAUCUCUUGGAUACCGUCAUCAAUAAUAUCACUGUUUGUAAAGAUUAUUACCAGAAGUCUUCCCUAUUAUUUCCCAUCAAAACAAAUGAUCCACUCUUUAAGAAGUUUGCCGACAAACAAGUCACCAAUUAA